AUGAUGUAUAAUAAUUCUCGUGUAACUCCAUAUACGAAUAGGACGGCACGUCCAUUUAGUAUUGAUCAUAGUUGUUGGUCAAUUGAUACGCCGACGAAUGUGAAUUUAUCAAUACAUGAACCAGUUUCUGUACUUUCAUCAUCAGCGUAUUUUCCUUAUGCACAACAAGCGAAGCAAGUACGUCGAUCAGAUUACAUUAACUGUUAUCAACCGGUAUCACAGUACUUAUCCAACUAUGAUCGUCCAAAAUCGACAAUUAUUUGUGAUUCAAUUUCACAAAGUCCUACAUCAACGUAUCAUGUCAACGAUCUUCGACAGCGUUACGAAGCGAAUGCAAAAGUUGGCAUCGUUAAACCAAUGAUUCAUCAACGUUCUUACAGUCAAUUAACGAAUACAAACCACGAUAUAAAACUUCCUGAUAUAACCAUGGCGAGUUCCUCCCAUUCAUUACAUCCAUCACCUCCACUAUCUACAUCGUCAGUUAUGUAUAGAACACGUCCAGCAGUGUCAAAUAAUAAUUUAAAUACUCAACCGCCUAUGGCUCCACGACGCUUUUCGUCAAUUAGUACGGAUAAGCGUACAUCAUCUCAUCGAUCAUCAAGAACAACAUCAACAUCGUCAUCCAUUGUUGGUAUCAACGAAUUAUCAUCGCGGACGAUUUUGAAUGAAAAUGACCAACAACUAAACGAUGGAAACACCACUGUUGUUGAUGUGAAGCGCAUCGAAAUGUUCUAUGGAAGUGUUGGAACAUUAGUUAAAUCGGCUAGUUCCAUCGCUCGUCUUUUCAUCACAACAACACGACAGUUAGCUAAUUUUGAAGAUUGGUCAUGUCAACAACUUGGCAUUCCUGUUUGGAUCUACAAUACCGGCGCAAAUCUCAAACGAACACGACAAGUUCAGCUGAUGCUUGUCCAACAUGACAGUUGUUUUGCUGUUUGGUCAAGUCUAAUUUCCAGUCAAGCAGAAUUACGUUUACCGAAAGAAAAUUAUAUCACAUGUUGGAUACCCGAAUCUAAUAUGCUUGCCGUCUUUAAAUUUGAACGUCACGAUGCGUGUCGAUUAUUUUUCCGACAUUAUUAUGAAAUCUUGGAGUACGAACGACGCAUGAAUUUGGCGAAUCCUCCGCCUUUGCCAGCUGAGAGUAACAAUAGUCAAACGAAUAAAGAUGUUCCACGUCGAUAUUCACGUUUACGAACGAUCUCAACUAAGCAAGACAGAGAACAAGAACAACAACAAUUCGAAUUACGUCGGUGUCGAAGUUUGUCUAAAAUUCGAACAGUGAAGAAAUCUGAUAUCUCUGGACCAAUAAAUUUCGAACAUGUGAAUCAUGUCGGUAAUGAUUCGAAUACUCAAUCGAAAGCACGACCAUUAUCAGGUUCAAUGACACUUCGAUCUUUACAUGCUUCGAUGUCGCAUUUACCAAGCAUCGGUAAUAUCACUGAACGAGUAUUCAAUCAAAUAAAGAAACGUGCAUCAGGUUCGUUUGAACCUCGAACGACUGCAGUGUAA
This is a messenger RNA of Adineta ricciae, 1509 nucleotides long. The record is from the annotation of a GenBank genome assembly. NCBI's taxonomy places the organism in Eukaryota, Metazoa, Rotifera, Eurotatoria, Adinetida, Adinetidae.